AUGAUUCUUGGAACAGAAGUAAACGAAUUUGUUUCUAAUCGCUAAUAAUCUAAAAUUCAUUAUCUUUCUGAAGAGAAUAAAUCCUUGUAAGAAUAUAUCCAAGACCUUGAAAGAGCUUUGAAAUUGAAUAAAUAAGCAAUGGCACUAACAUUAGAAGGGUUGAAUAAAAGACCAUAAGUAUUUUGGAUUAUUAUAUAGUUGAUAUCAGAUAGUAGCACAAUGUCAACAGGGUAUAAUAAUUAUCAGAAUUCCUAAUUAGAAGGAGUCAUAAAAUUAUUAAAUGAAGAGAAUCAAAAACUAAUUUAAGGAUUGUCCAAUUAAUAAAGAAUCUCUCAAUAAUUAUAAACUAAAAUAUUAUUGUUAGAAUAGAUCUCUGAGGAACAAUAAAAUUAUUAUAAAGAUUUAAUAGGAGAUCUAGAGUACAAACUAAUAGAAUUGAAACGAAGUAUUCAUGAUAAGGAAUAUGCUAUCUAAGAAUUAGAAAGAAUGAAACCUAUACAAGAGAAAGAAGGCUAAUUGGUUAAAAUAGUUGAAGUUGUUACUCCUUCAGAAUCAAAUCUAAAGUUGCAUGAAGAACUUGAAAAUGUUAGAAAUCUCUUAAAUAAAAUCACUAUGGAGGCAUAAACCAUAAGUGAAACAAAUAGUGCCUUAAAAGAAGUAAAUUAUGUAAGUAUUUUUUAUCCAUAUUUAGAAUUUAAAAAGAGAAAUAUUUAAAUUGAGAAUUGUUUUGAGAAGUUAAAUUAAUUUUUAGAGUAUGAAAGGUAAAACCAUUAAAUUUAUAAUAGAUUUUGUAUAUAAUGAAUAUCUAGAUAAAAAUGAUGAAAAUCUUCAAAUCAAUAGAGAAGUUUAAAAUCAAAGAGGUAAACUAGAACAAAUGCAUUAAGAAUUAUAUGGAACUUCUAAUUUAGGUUAUGGUUUCUCUCCAGAACCAUAAUAAUUAAAAUAUUUGAGUAAAAAUGAAAGAAUGAUUUAUCAAGAAAAAUUACAUAAAAUGGAAAUGAUGGUUAAAGGAUUCAAAGAAUUAUUUGAAAAAGAAAAAAAUGCUAAUUUACAUGUUAGAAAAUUAUACAAUGAUUUACUUGCUAAGUAUGAAUACAUAUUAGAUACAAAUGAAUUAAUUAUUAAAUCAAAUAAUUUAAAAGAUGAAAGAAAUGAAAAAUAACAAAUUGAAUUAUCAUUCUAUAAAAAAUAAAGUUAAAGUUUAAUGGAAUAAUUAAGAAAUAGAAAAACAUUUAAUUCUAUACCUUUAAAUCAAGAAUAAGAUAUUGCAGUUGGAAUAUUUAGUCCAAGAUAUCAAUAGUAGAGAUAACUUAAUAAUCAAUCUUAAUCACCUUACUCAAAAGUACAAUAAACUGUUCCAGAUGAUUUAGAUAUUAAAAACUCUGCUAGAUGCUUAAAUUAAACAAAUUAAAAUAAAAUUGUCAAAACUCAAUAAAAUAAUCCAGUUUAAAACAUUUCUGUUAAAAAAUAGAUUCAAGAAAUAUAAAUUUUAAAUGAUAGUUAAUCUAUUGAAUAGGAUAAAUAUAUUUGUUAAACUGCCAGAGGAGAUAAAUAAAAACUAACUCAAUUAACUUCAUAAUAAAAAGGAUAAAUAAUUUAAUAUUAUGAUAUGACUAAAUCAGAGUGUAUUGAUUUCUUAAUGUCAAUGUUUAAUGAUUAUUUUCAAAAAUUUGAUGUAAACUAUUUCUUUAUGUCUCUCUUAGUUAAAUAAUGUAAAAAAACAAUAAUUGAUGAAAUAAAUGUAAAACACCAAUCUACAUAAAAAAUCCAUUAAAAGAUCUUAUAGUAAUCCUUUUCUCUAUUUUUCAAAUGUUUAAGCAAUUACUUUCAAUUAACCCCCAAAAUAAUCCGUCAUUGCUCUAGUAUUUUAAUUAUCUAUCUUAGGCAAAAAAUGAAAUUUAGAUUUUGUUAACUGAACUAUAAAGUAAAAAGUAGAAAUAAGUCUAACAUAAAGUUAAUGAUGUCUUUAAUAUUGAUGUCUCUAAAAUAGAUUUGAAACAAAAUAAAAGACAAAUGUUUGAUCAUGAUUUAAGUUUUAUUUCAAACUCUGAUGGGCAUGAUUGA
Molecule: messenger RNA, 2064 nt
Organism: Paramecium sonneborni
Lineage: Eukaryota; Ciliophora; Oligohymenophorea; Peniculida; Parameciidae
Source: the annotation of a GenBank genome assembly